UUUUCUAACAUAAAACAAUUGGAAUACACAUACACUAGAUGUUCAUAAAAAUACAUUUAAUUGGGCGAGUGUUAGUUCUUUUGGUGUUGGUUGGGCGGAUAUCGAUAACAACCUGGGGAGAUGGCUGAGCCAAUCAGUGCCACACUGGGGGCCCUGUGUCACAGCCACACCGUUCUUCCUUCUCCUCUUCAGCACUCACCCACUACACGCCCCUUCAAAUACAGACAAAAAUGGAAGUUUCCCAUAAAUAUCUUGUGAUGGCUCAGGAGUAUGUCAAUGAAUUAUGUGAAGGUAAACCAGCUUGGGAGAUUAUCUUGAGGACAGCAGGAGCGACCAUCCUACUAGCGUGGGCUAAAAACUUUCUCUUUAAAGAUGAAACUCUCUUUGAAAGGGGAAAAAAGACAGUGUUCAAGUUGGCUAGAAAGGUUCCAACAGUGAAAGCCAAAAUUGAGGAGGAAAUAGAAAAGGUAUCAGUUUCGAUGACACAUGAUCUAAACCAAGCCAUCGAUAAUGCUCCGUAUUUAACCAAGUUGCCAGAGAAAGGCUGGGGCUCUGAGCGAAUUAUGGAUGAGGCCACCAAGUAUACACAGUAUGGCUCUUUUAAGUGGGAGACUGGAUGUGCUUCUGGAACUGUAUACAAUGGAAACCAGGCUCUCACUGACAUAAUGACCAAAGUUUAUGGAAUGUCAGCUUGGACAAACCCUCUCCACCCAGAUGUCUUUCCGGGAGUAAGGAAAAUGGAGGCAGAAGUGGUGCGCAUGUGCUGUGCAAUGUAUAAUGGAGACAGCAAGUCUUGUGGUUGUAUGACAACCGGUGGUACAGAAAGCAUCAUCUUAGCAUGCAAAGCUUAUCGGGAUUAUGCAAUCAAUGUGAAAGGUGUUAAGUCACCAGAGAUGCUUGUUCCAGUGUCUGCUCACGCAGCUUUUGACAAAGGUGCCCAGCUGCUGUCGAUGCGCAUCAGACAUGUGCCUCUAGAUCCUAUAACUAUGAAAGUGGACAUGAAUGCUAUGAAAUCAAUGAUUAACAGAAGCACUUGUAUGUUGACAGGUUCAGCUCCUCAGUUCCCACAUGGUGUGAUAGAUCCCAUAGAGGAGAUUGCAGAGCUGGGCAUGAAGUACAACAUUCCUGUUCAUGUGGAUGCUUGUCUUGGAGGCUUCCUCAUCCCAUUUAUGGAAGAAGCUGGGUACCCUGUUCCACGGUUUGACUUCCGGUUGAAGGGUGUAACUAGUAUAUCUGCAGACACCCAUAAGUAUGGAUAUGCUCCCAAGGGCUCAUCAGUGAUAAUGUACAGAGAACCCAAAUAUCGUCACCACCAGUUUUUUGUCACCCCUGACUGGCAGGGCGGCAUCUAUGCUACAGCAACAAUUGGUGGAUCUAGAUCAGGAGGGAUUGUGGCAGCGUGUUGGGCUGCAUUAGUGUAUCAUGGUCACCAAGGCUAUGUGGACUACACCAAAGAAGUCAUUCAAACAGCUAAGAAGAUUGAAAAUGGAUGUCGUGUCAUCCCAGGGAUCUUUGUGUACGGCAAGCCUGAAGUUUCAGUGGUUGCUCUCGGGUCUCACCAGUUUAACGUCUAUGCUCUCUCAGAUCAAAUGAGCAAACGAGGAUGGAAUUUAAAUGCUCUGCAGUUCCCAUCAAGUAUCCACAUAGCUGUGACAGUUCUACACACACAGUCAGGGGUUGUUGAACGCUUCCUGAAGGAUAUCAAGGAAAUCUCUGAGUCUCUCAUGAAGAAUCCCCCUAAAAAUGAUGGAGGGAAUGCAGCUUUGUAUGGGAUGGCUCAGAGCAUCCCUGAUCGUUCUCUGGUGGGGGAGAUGGCUUGGUGCUACUUGGAUGCUGUCUACUCUACAAAAGGCAGCAAAACAGCAAAGAAGUCAAUAUGAAAUAGUUUAGUCACCUUCUCAUUAAAACCCAUUAUUUUCCACACUUUCACCUCAAAAUUUCUGGUGAAAUAUAAUUACUGUAGAGGGGGUUUUUUAUGUUUGUGAUUGAAAGUUACUAAAAAAAAUUAUGCCUCAUGUGUAACACUGUAUGAAAGAGAGAAAUUGUAAAGAGGAACUGUCAGGUAUUUAUUAUGAUGAUAAUUGAUAAUAUGAUUAAUGUAUCUUUCUUUUAUGUAGUUCAUGUGUGUAACACUAACAUGUUUUUGAGUAGGAGAAUGGUUAUAUACAAUGUAUAUUGACAGUGAAAUAUAUAUACACGUUUCACAUAGGUAGUUAGGAACUCAUAGAUUGAUAGCUUGGAAUCAGCUGGUGCGGCCAUAUUUGGGAGAGAUGCGCAAAGACAUAUUCUCGUUCACUGAUCAUACUCCCUCCCUCUCUCCUGCAUCUCCCACAAGCCCGUGUCCUUCCAUCCCCCAUUCAUUGUGUGUGUGAAGUGGUCUCUCUUUAUAUUUGUGUAUUUGUAUCAUCCUUUCUGUUACAACUUUUGUAAUGGCAUCUAAGCAUUCUGCUGAAUCUUUGGCUACCCAUAUUAUUCCGGAGAAACCACAAAAGGCUGUGACUCUUGAGACAAAGCUGGAAGUAAUUAAGUGUCAUAAACUCAGCGAUGACCCUACUAGGAUUAGGAAAGAUCUUGGUCUGGCUACUUCUACCAUAGCCACAAUUUACAAGCAUGUUGAAGAGAUUAAACAUAUACCAAUAGCCGGUUCAGGCAUUAGAUCUUUAUUGAUCCUUAAACACCAUUUUAGAAUUGAGCAUAGACCAGGUGAAUCACAUACCCUCCUUCCUCCCAGUGGGUAAUAGUGAAGCUGGCUGAAACUAAGAGUCUAAGCUUUAUGACUCUCCCAAGGGACUGGCAGGUUGCACACAGGCUGUUGUAACAUCACAACUAAUAUCCUUAGAUAGUCACCACUUGCUAUAAAACACCUUUUUUGGUAGAAAGUCAUAACUCUAUAAUGAAUUAGUCCCAUUUAGCAUCGUCUAGGAAUUCCCCUGGGAUUUUACUUCAUAGACUUGGGAUAAUACAGUAUUUGAGUUGGCUAGUUUGGUAUAGACUCGGUCAUAAUUGGGUUAUCAGGAGCAAUACUUUAUUUUCAGAAGCAUGUCCUUUUAUCUUUUUAUUAGUUAAAGUUACUGGUACUUUCUAAUAAGACUUUUAUUAUUAUUAUUAUUAUUAUUAUUAUUAUUAUUAUUAUUAUUAUUAUUAUUAUUAUUAUUAUUAUUUACUCUUAAGUUUUAUUUCCAAAUAACAGUACAGUACCUUUUAUUUUUAAGAUUUUUGCACCUAAGACCUCCACUUAAGUUUUAAGUCUGUUAUUCAUAACGGACAUCUGACUUUUUUUAAUGCGAGCUUAUAACUUUUUUACUUGUUAACAAUACCUCAAGUUAGAAGGGAAUCAGUAUUAAAGUAUGUAUAGUUUGUAUUGUUUUGAUGUGUUGCAAAUGAGCAGAAUUUCCUCUACAUGUAUCACCAAUUAAUAAUAUUUACUCCCUAAGACACUUGUUUGCCUAUAUUUUGUGGUUAAUUCUUUCCUGUUGUUUCAAGGAUUCUUCUUAUCUGCUUAUCUAUCAGAAACCGUUUGUGAUGAGCAUGUGUGCUGUUUUGCUUCACUGAUCAAAAUUAGUUUAGAAUAAAAAUAUUAUUGCUCGUUUGUACAGCAACUUUAGUGGGUGGUGAUACUAACACAUUUAUAAUUUCAGUAAGACCAAAAUCAUAUUUAUUAUUAUCUUCUCCAGUCAUCCAGUAAUACAUGCGGUAUUGUAUGCUAGUCAGUACGUAUUUUUUUUAUUAUAUUGCCUAAAUAUAUAAGUAAUAUAAUUUUGAGCAUUUCUUAAGUUAAUCACUAUACAGUAAUGAUAUAAGUAAUAUAUGUUUUAAAAUCACCUUCAGAAUAUUAUCUUUGAUUACCAGGUUUGGCCAGGAAAAAUAUAUUAGGUUGAAAAAUAAUCUUCACAUAAUCACAGUACUGUACUGUACUAAAUAGUAUAUUGAAAUGUGCCUUGACAUGUGAUGGGUGUUAAUAUAUUUAGUAUUUUUAUUAGUUAAAGCAAAACAUUUAUGGAUGUAAAUUACACAGUGUGUUAGAAAAGCUCAUAAGAAACCUGAUAAAUAGAACCAUUCCUUGUUAUGAAAUGUCACAUCAAGAACAUCUUUGCCACUUUCGUGUAUGAAAUUCUGAAACUAGUUACAGUGAUGUGAGAACUG
Messenger RNA from Homarus americanus (American lobster), 4143 nucleotides. Its product is annotated as sphingosine-1-phosphate lyase 1-like. Gene Ontology annotation, molecular function: sphinganine-1-phosphate aldolase activity; pyridoxal phosphate binding. Bases 231 to 1880 code for a protein of 549 amino acids. NCBI's taxonomy places the organism in Eukaryota, Metazoa, Arthropoda, Malacostraca, Decapoda, Nephropidae. Gene Ontology annotation, cellular component: endoplasmic reticulum. The record is from RefSeq and is a predicted model, not a curated record. Gene Ontology annotation, biological process: carboxylic acid metabolic process; sphingolipid catabolic process. The transcript has 14 exons.